AUGGUUUUUGAUACAACGUACUAUGACUUAUUAGGAGUCUCCCCAGAUGCUAAACAAAUUGAUAUUAAAAAGGCUUAUAGGAAGAAGUCGGUUCAAGAGCAUCCAGAUAAGAACCCUAAUGAUCCUAAAGCGACAGAAAGGUUUCAAGCUAUUUCUGAAGCGUACCAAGUUUUGGGGAGCGAUGAACUGCGUGCUAAAUACGAUAAAUUCGGUAAAGAUGAGGCAGUUCCACAGAAUGGAUUUGAAGAUGCAGGUGAACAGUUUGCAGCUAUAUUUGGUGGAGAAGCAUUUGCAUCUUAUAUUGGAGAAUUAACGUUGUUGAAAAAUAUUCAAAAAACUGAAGAAUUGGUGCAACAAGAUGAAGCUGAGAAACAGAAGGAGAAAGAAAGAGAAAAGGAGGUGAAUAAAUCAUACGCUAAUGGCAAUGGAGAUAACCAGAUGUCCUCCGGUUCUACUAAUAAUAAUUCAAAACGUUCUGAGGGUAGAGCUGCUAUAUCUGAUCACGGGGCUGUAACACAAACGUCUGCGGAAGAAAGCAAGAAGGUAUCUAAUUCGGAAAAGAAGAAGACUAAAUUGGAAGAGUUUGAAGAGGAGCAACGGAUAGAAAAAGAGAAAAAUAUUGAGAAUUUGAGUAAUACCCUAUGUGAUAGACUUUCCGUCUUAACAGAAAGUUCAUAUGAUGAGCCUUGCAAAAGAGCAUUUGAGAAAAAAUUUGAGGAGGAAGCCAAUAUGUUGAAGAUGGAGUCAUUUGGUUUGGAUAUUCUGCACACAAUUGGUGAAGUUUACUGUCAAAAAGCUGAGAUCUUUUUGAAAAAUCAAAAAAUCUGGGGUGUUGGUGGGUUUUUCCAAUCUGUGAAAGCGAAGUGUGGUUUUGUUGUGGAUACAGUAAGAACUGUGUCUGCUGCGUUGGAUGCCCAGAACACUAUGCAAGAACUAGAAAAGUUGAAGCUGGUUGUAGAAUCAGAUGAACCACUUCGUGACGAAAAGGGUAACGAACUACCAAAACCAACAGUUGAAGAAUUAGCUCAUAUGGAACAACUAUUGAUGGGUAAAGUCUUGUCUGCUGCUUGGCAUGGGUCGAAGUUUGAAAUUAUGUCUACAUUGAAAAAUGUUUGUGAUAAGGUAUUAGAAGAUAAAUCUGCAGAUUUAGAUACCAAAAUAAGGAGAGCAGAGGCCUUGAUUUUGCUAGGGAAAGUAUUUAGAAAGGCCUACAGAACUCCCGUAGAACAAGAAGAUGCACAAGUGUUUGAAGAAUUAGUCGCAGAAGCUACUAAGAAAAAGAGCAGAAAUAAGCACAGAUGA
Molecule: messenger RNA, 1302 nt
Organism: Eremothecium cymbalariae DBVPG#7215
Lineage: Eukaryota; Fungi; Ascomycota; Saccharomycetes; Saccharomycetales; Saccharomycetaceae
Gene: DJP1
Product: Djp1p
Exons: 1
Coding region: 1-1302 (433 amino acids)
Biological process (GO): protein import into peroxisome matrix
Cellular component (GO): cytosol
Source: RefSeq, a predicted model, not a curated record